Cyphellophora attinorum is the source of this 1593-nucleotide messenger RNA. RefSeq lists its product as uncharacterized. The transcript has 3 exons. Lineage: Eukaryota; Fungi; Ascomycota; Eurotiomycetes; Chaetothyriales; Cyphellophoraceae. Bases 1 to 1593 code for a protein of 530 amino acids. The record is from RefSeq and is a predicted model, not a curated record.
AUGGCCGACACGCCUCCCGUUCGACGCUCAGGCCGUAAGCGCAAGGUCAACACUAGGUAUGCAGGAGCCGACUGGGAUCGCGAUGCACUUCGGAGGAUUCGUGCAACCUCUACUUCGUCAGGAUCUUCACCGAGCGAUAGCGGCAACAAUCUCGAGCCAUCUGACGACGUUGACUUCUACGGAGGCAGGGAUGACGGCACUCUGGUCGACUCUUUGGUACACGGACCCAGUCGGGAGGACUCUGCUCCCAUAAGGCACGUUCGAUCGAUCUGGCUGCGAGGGCGAGACGCCACGUUGCCCAGCCGAACAACUCUACUCAAUCCGGAAGCGUCCUUUAUGCAUCUUGUGGAAGCAGAUCAGAAGCGAGCAGCAGAAAUGGUCCUGGCCGAGCCGGAAGGUUUCGAACUCGAAUCGAAGACAGAAGAAGAACGCAGCACGAUGGUAUCUUAUCUCGACCAUCAGUGUGAUCUCGACGAUGCACAAUUGUCGCAGCUUGAUUCGAGGCAGAGGCUUACAGAGAUCGACAAAAACACUGCCACUGGUCGAAGGUACAUAGCCGCAGCCAAUGCUCAUACCGUCAUCGCUGGACCGCUGCAUUCACAGCGGGCAUGUGUUGUCGAUGCCCUCGGUUUUCACCCUCUUCAGACGUCAGCAAAUCCAGACGAGAACAGCGGUUGGCUCAUCAACAUCGGAGGAAGUGCUCAAUGCGCGGCAUGGGCACCCAGACCUGCGAGAAGCAUCCGGCGCGUCAAUGUCACGGUCUUUUGGUCAGCCGUCCACAAGCCACCCAUGCAGCGUGCAGAUGUGGCUUUCCAAGGCAGAGCCGCCACAAAAGAUGAUCUUCUAGACCUCGACACUGAGAGUCCGCCACGACUUGUACAAGUCAUUGGUAUUAAUGCCGGCGACGUGCAAGAGUUGAAGUGGGCACCCACAAGCAGCCGCAUCACAGACGUAGACCUACCACAUCUCCUCGCGGUCUUGUCUACAGACUCACAUCUCCGGAUAUUGGCUUGCGAUCUCUCUGGCGAAAGUUAUGAAACAACAUGGCUUGAGCUCUCAACGCCUGUCGUUGACAUUUCGCCGCCAACCAGUGUAGGAACUACACCUACGAUCACAGGCGAAGAUCCCGUCUUCAGCACCUUUGCUUGGCUCUCCUCACACGAGCUCAUCCUCGGCACGCACACAGGCGCCAACAGAUCAAGCAGUCACCCACCUCACACCCUACCAAACACUAUCUCCCCACCAGACCUACAUCACAGCGUAGCGCCCGCCCUCCCACUGUUUCCACCGACCCACCGCUUCAACGCCACCUCGUCCGCCGCCUGCGACCUCAAUCUCAUCACCCUCACACCCGCCCACCCCUCCGCCACCGUCCAUACCCACUACCAACGCCUCCCCUCCCUCCUCCUGACCUACUCUCCCUACACGCGCUCCUUCAUCACCAUCUACCCAAUCGGUCCCAUCCGCUCCGCUACCACGAACCACACCAUCGACGACCCUCCGGGCGAGAGCACCUCCACGCCGACAUUGAUCGCACACCACCUCCGCCGCUUCACCAGCACUGCGCAGCAGCUCGCCCAUCUGCCGCUGUAG